CUCAAUUGACAGAUGUCAGUAAUUUACUUUUAUUUUCUAACUAUUUGGCCACGAAAUGGUUCACAAAAUAAAAGGUGGAAAAGUCGUUGAAGCUCUUGGUGAUGAAAUGACAAGAAUAAUAUGGGAAAUGAUAAAAGAAAUGUUGAUUUUCCCGUUCAUUGAUUUGGAGUUAAUAACAUUUGACCUGAGCAUAAUGAACCGAGAUGCGACAAAUGAUCAAGUGACGAUUGAUUGCGCCAAAGCUAUCAAACAACAUAACGUUGGUAUUAAAUGUGCUACAAUAACCCCAGAUGAAGCCCGAGUUAAAGAAUUUGGUCUCAAACAAAUAUGGAAAUCUCCGAAUGGAACGAUCAGGAAUUUAUUAGGCGGUACCGUAUUUAGAGAACCUAUCUUAUGCAAAAACAUUCCUAGACUCGUUUCAACUUGGGAAAAUCCCAUUAUAAUCGGUAGGCAUGCUUUUGGCGAUCAGUAUAAAGCCGUUGAUUUUUUGGUUCCAGGACCUGGAAAGUUGUUUAUAAGAUUUGAGCCUAUUCAAGGAAAAGGGGAAAUGAUACAACAUCUAGUUCAUGAAUUUAUGCCCAAUAAUAAUUCGGAUGAUUUUGAAUUAGAUGGAGGUGUAGCUAUGGCCAUGUUCAAUACUAGACAAUCUAUAACCGAGUUUGCCGAAAGUUCAUUGGAAUAUGCUUUACAGAAAAAGAUGCCUCUCUAUCUUAGCACAAAAAAUACUAUACUCAAGAAUUAUGAUGGCUUAUUUAAGGAUAUCUUCGCUCAAGUUUAUCAAAAAAAAUAUGCCGUAAAAUACUCCUUAGCGGGUAUAUGUUAUGAGCACCGGCUUAUUGACGAUAUGGUCGCUUUCGCCCUCAAAUCGCCUGGUGGGUUUGUCUGGGCCUGCAAGAACUAUGACGGAGAUGUACAAUCUGAUUUUCUGGCUCAAGGAUUCGGAUCAUUGGGAAUGAUGACUAGCGUCUUAAUUUGCCCUCCUGACAAAUCUGGCAUAGUAACCAUGGAAACGGAGGCGGCACAUGGAACGGUUACAAGGCAUUAUAGAGCUCAUCAAUCUGGGCAACCAACCUCUACUAAUCCCUUAGCAUGCAUAUUUGCUUGGACUCGAGGCUUGAUGCAUAGAUCUCGUUUAGAUGAAAACAGAAAGUUAUUAGAUUUCUGUUAUACAUUAGAAAAUGUCUGUAUCGAUACUAUUGAAAAUGGUUAUAUGACGAAAGAUUUAGCUAUAUGUAUCAAAGGUGGAGAUAUACAAAAGGUAAAGCCUAGCGAUUACAUGGAAACAACUGCAUUUAUAGAAAAAUUGGCUCAAAAUCUAACUAAAACUCUUUCAUACUUGUAACUAAGCAUAAAUAUUUUUGCAACAUUGUUUAUUAGAUAUACCAAUAAUUUGUGUUGUCAAUUUUUUAUAUUAAUUUAUAAUUGACAAUUAUGAUAAUCAAUUUUUUAUAUUAAUUUAUGACAAUUAUGGUAGUCAAUUUUUUAUAUUAAUUUGUAAUUGACAAUUGUGAUAAUCAAUUUUUUAUAUUAAUUUAUAAUUGAUAAUUGUUAUAUUAUUCAUUUAU
Molecule: messenger RNA, 1565 nt
Organism: Gordionus sp. m RMFG-2023
Lineage: Eukaryota; Metazoa; Nematomorpha; Gordioida; Chordodea; Parachordodidae
Product: isocitrate dehydrogenase [NADP] cytoplasmic-like
Exons: 11
Coding region: 56-1342 (428 amino acids)
Biological process (GO): isocitrate metabolic process; NADP+ metabolic process
Cellular component (GO): mitochondrion; peroxisome; cytosol
Molecular function (GO): isocitrate dehydrogenase (NADP+) activity; magnesium ion binding; NAD binding
Source: RefSeq, a predicted model, not a curated record